Molecule: messenger RNA, 2034 nt
Organism: Scedosporium apiospermum
Lineage: Eukaryota; Fungi; Ascomycota; Sordariomycetes; Microascales; Microascaceae
Exons: 7
Coding region: 1-2034 (677 amino acids)
Molecular function (GO): ATP binding; ATP hydrolysis activity
Source: RefSeq, a predicted model, not a curated record
AUGUCCAAGUGCAGAGUUUUCACCUUCUACAACCACGGAAGCGGGCCUGUUCCUCAAUGGUCCCAAUAUCAGAACCCCCGCGAGGAGGAGCGGCGACUGAAGGAUCUAGGAAAGUCAUUUGCCAUUAUCCGCCGCGUAUCAAGGGUUAACGGAGCCUGGGUUGCAUCCGCCAUCGAAGUGCAGUGCCCUCUAAUUCGGACCGCCCUCGAUGUUGUUUUCAAGGACUACCCAGACUGGUAUCCUGAUGCAAGUCCCUACGUUUUCACACCGCCGUUCGCGCCGUUUGUCCAUCGAUGGUAUGAAUUCAACCUAUACUGCGACACAGUACGCCAAAGGGCGCCGGCGUCGGACAUUUUGAAACAUCUCCUCUUACUAAGAGAUGAGCUGAAGGGUCGAACUACCAACGAUUUAGCGACCCUGAAGUUGGUGGAGGAGACCCGAGCAGUUUCCUUUAACAACAUCUGGCUCGUCCUCGCCCCUGGCCGUCUCAUGCUGUCGGAAAGGGGUGGGAAGCCUGAGGUGUUCAAGCUGGUCCAGGCUGUCUUUCGCCCCGGGUCGCACGGUGAAGAGGAUCAGUACAUGCUCACCCUUGCUGCUGUUGACUGGAACGGUAGCAGCACUGCUGUUCGGAUCGUCGCCCAAGGUAUCAAGAAGUACGAAAACACGAUUUCCGUGGGGAAACUGCCGGUGGUUCCGGCCGACCUUUCCAAGGGCUGGGACAAACUGCGUCCAUUGGUACUGUCUCGAGGCAGGAGGUUUGAAGCCCUCCGUGGGUUCCACCUAAAAGCGUACACCGGAUCAAAGUACUCGUGGAGGUUGGCUCCAACCGGCACUCGAAUGGUGGAAAUGGCGAGCCCUGUCUCUGGUCGGAUCGUUAUCGACACGUACGCGUACCACAGGAUUCAACAAACUGAGAACAUUGUCAAAGAGUGGGCCCCGCUUCAGAUUCUCCGCGAGCCUAUGAAUGGCAUGUCUGUAGGCCGUCUUAGGGGCUCUCUUAUGCUUGAUCGCGCCCAAGGGGCUGCCAACCCGUCCAUGGAAGGCGGCCGAGGAGAAGAAGUAUUUACUCCGUUAACUGACGAGGAGUGUAUCAUUACGCCUUCCCGAGUCAAAGGUUUUGAUCUAGCUACCAACGAGUGGUGCGAAUUCGACAUUGACAGCAUCAGGGAUAUUGUUUGGGACCCGGCACCCUAUGACAAUUUGGUGCUUCCAGAAGGCGAGAAGGAUUUGAUCCGCGCUUUCGUCAACCGACCGAAGAUUGACAAUUUUGGGUUCGAUGAUUUUGUUGCGCACAAAGGGCAAGGAAUCAUCAUUCUACUCUGUGGGCCUCCAGGUGUCGGAAAGACCUUGACAGCGGAAGCAUUGGCUGAAAAGUCUCGCGUGCCUCUGUACACGCUGAGCGCAGGCGACCUCGGCACUAAAGCCGACACAGUCGAGAAAGGUCUCAUGAAAGCACUUGAUUGCUGCCAGCUCUGGAACGGAGUACUGCUCAUCGACGAAGCGGACGUAUUCCUUAAGUCCAGAGAUAUGGCUGCUGCAUCGCACCGAAAUGAACUCGUGUCUAUUUUCCUUCGUCGCUUGGAAUACUACCGAGGUGUCAUGUUCCUCACCACGAACCGCCUCCCCGAUAUUGACACCGCGUUCAAGUCGAGGAUCGAUCUCAUCAUCCCGUAUUCGGACCUAGACGCGCCCUCACGUCGUAAGGUCUGGGUAAACUUUAUCCAGAAGCUAAAACCUGGCACUGCGCAGGUCAGCGAGCGUGACUUUGAUCAACUGGCCGAGACGCCGCUCAACGGAAGAGAGAUCAAAAACCUGAUCAAAACCGCUUUGGUGCUUGCUCAUCGGGAUCUGCCUCUGCGGCUCAAGCACCUCGAGGUAGUGCUUGACAUUCGCAAGCGAGUUGCUGACAUGGAUGUUGCGGAUGCUCAGCGUGAUGCGAACGGUGGGGAUAAUGAGGAUGAUGGGUAUGACGACUAUGAUGACUAUGAUGACUAUGAAGAGAAUGAUACGGAGGACCCCUGCCACUGCGAGUAG